Messenger RNA from Quercus robur (English oak), 414 nucleotides. Its product is annotated as protein SRC2 homolog. Bases 1 to 414 code for a protein of 137 amino acids. The transcript has a single exon. Lineage: Eukaryota; Viridiplantae; Streptophyta; Magnoliopsida; Fagales; Fagaceae. Gene Ontology annotation, biological process: defense response. The record is from RefSeq and is a predicted model, not a curated record.
AUGAAGGUGUACGCCGCAGUUUCAAUCCAAGACUACAAUUUAAUUAAAGACGACACCUCCAUGCAAUUGCAAAUUACACCAAUUGACAAAGACUGUGGCCCCAACCCCGAAUGGAAUUUCCCUAUGAAAUUCAGAGUAGAUACCUUCGCAUCCCAGCAAAACCGCCUCAUCCUCGUCGUGGAACUCAAAGCAGAUAAAAAAUUGGGUAACAAAGACAUUGGUGAAGUCCAAGUGCCCAUGAAAGAACUGGUUGACAGAUUUGGUGAAUCAAAAAAUGAAAUAAGCGUAAGUUAUAGCGUAAUAACCCCAUCUGGAGAACCCAAAGGGUUACUAUAUUUUACGUACAAGUUUAGUUCAAAGUUUACCAUAGAGAGUGGCGACAUGCCUGUCUCUGCAGCCUUAAACUGGAAAUGA